Molecule: messenger RNA, 4980 nt
Organism: Eimeria tenella
Lineage: Eukaryota; Apicomplexa; Conoidasida; Eucoccidiorida; Eimeriidae
Exons: 17
Coding region: 1-4980 (1659 amino acids)
Biological process (GO): regulation of transcription by RNA polymerase II
Cellular component (GO): nucleus
Molecular function (GO): transcription cis-regulatory region binding
Source: RefSeq, a predicted model, not a curated record
AUGAGGGCCCCCCAUUCCUCCCUUCUCCGCUGCCGACGAAUACAAGAGGGGCCCCAGCCCAGUACCCUUUCCAGCCCUUGGGGGCCCCCAAGGUCCUGCCCCAGGGGCCCCCUGAGGGGCCCCCCGGGGGUCCCCCUGGGGGGCCUUUUGGGAGGCCCCCAAGGGGCUCCUCUGAGGGGCCCCUUGGGGGGCCCCCUGGGGGGCCCCCUGGGGCCCCCAGCCCCUGUGGGGGCCCCUUGGGUACUGCGGGGGGGACAGCUGCCUGUAGGCGGCUUGGCUAGCUGCUUGCUGUGCUGCAGCAGCAGCAUGGCUAGCUGUGCAGCAGUCCAGCUAGCUGCUACUCGCCCGCAGCUGGCAGAAGUUGCUGCUGCUGCUGCUCGGCUGCAGCAGCUGCAGCAGCGGGGGAUGUUCGAAAAUAGGGGCCCCUGGAAGCGGCUGCUGCAGCAGCUGCACAGGUACUCUAUAGCGCUGCUGGCUAGUGGGGAGCAGCAGCUGCUGCAGGUGUUUGCUGCUGUUGCUGCUGCUGCAGCAGCCACUGCGUGCCCCCCGCCGCCCGCUUAUGAACUUGCUGCUGUGCUGCUGCAGCACCUUGCAGAAACAGCAGCUGCGCCACAGACAAGUUCUGCUGCAGCAAUUACUCCCGGAGGUCGGCUGCUGCUGCUGCUGCAGCUGCAGCAGCUAAUCCACCUCAGCAGCGACAGCAGCACUUUGGCGCUGCUGCAGCAGCAAGCCCUGCUGCCCAUAGUGCCUCAGUGCUUGCAGGCGCUGCAGGCUGCUGCUGCUGCUGCUGCAGCAGACGGCGCUGCAGUAGGCACUGCUGCAGCACGAAGCAGCGCAGCAGGUGCAGCAGCAGCAGCACAUGCAACAGCAGCAGCAGCAGCAGCAGCAGCAAACGAUGCUGCAGCAGCUUCUUUGUCAGAAGUUGUGGCUAGCCAGCCAUUUGCUGUUAUUGAAUUGCUAACAAAUGCUGGGGGGCCCCCCCUUGCAGAAGACAGGGGGGCCCCCCUGGAGGGUCUUGUUGCUGCUGCUGCUGCGCUGCUGCAGACGCAGCAGGGAGAGGCCGAAGUGCAUGCAGCAUUUGCCUGCAGCAAGCUGCUGCUGCUGCUGAAGCAGGCACGAGAAGCAGCCGGAAACCCAGCCCAGAGCAGCAGCAGCAGCAGCAGCAGCGCCAACACUAACAGCGGCAGCAACAGCAGCAGCAGCGGCCACUCCAGCACAGAUAGCAGCAGCUUCAUAGCCAGCAGCAGCAGCAGCAGCGGCGCCAAAGGCAGCAGCAACGACAGCAGCAGAAGCAGCUACAGCAGCAGCAGCACCGUCAGCAACAGCUGUGCCAGCAGCAGCAGCAGCAGCAGCAACGGCGUCUCCUUUCUUAUUGAAAGAUGCCUGCGCUGUUUGCUGCGGGCUCCGCUGCAUGCAUUUGGUGCUGCUGCUGCAGAAGUGGCAUUUGGGGCUUUGGAGUUUUUGGAGAAGUCAAUUAAAAAAGAAAGAAAAAAAGAAAUAAAAGCAGCAGCAGCAGCAGCAGACGCAGCAGCAGCAGCAGCAGCGGCAGAUGUGAAUUCGCAUUUGGACAGACACGAGCUGCUGCAGCAGCUCCUUGCUGCUGCUAAGAAGCACGUGCAGCAGCAAGCAGCAAAAAGAGCAGCAGAGCUGCAGCCAGGGGAACUCACACAUGUCGUUGCUGCUGCCCUGCGGACUGGCAGUGCUGGCAGCUGGUGGAUGGCGGCGGUGAUGCGGCGCUGCUGCAAUUUGCGAGAAUUGUUCUCUAAAGACCAACGCGCCUUGCUGCAGAUGGCCGCCGGGGUGAUCAGCAGCAGAAUGGCAGCAGCAGCGGCUCAGUCUGCUGCUGCGGCAGCAGGACCUGCUGCAGCAGCAGCAGGAGCUGCUGCUGCUCCUGCAGCAAAGAAGGAUGGAGGAAGAGGAGCUGGCAGCGAGCUGCUCCAGCGGAGGGAAAGAAGGGCCCAGGAGCUGCAGCAGCUGCAGCAGCUGCAGCAGCUGCAGCAGCUGCUGAAGUCGAUUUUGCUGCUGCGGCUCUUUGAGCUGCCAAAGUCCUCAAAUGUUUCUUGGACUUCUGGCAGAUCUCAUUUGUCUUUUUAUUUAAAGGAGAAAACAAAACCCAAAUUACUUUUCGAGUCUUCUUCAUCUUACUCUCAGAGACUGCUGCGGCUUUCUUGCUGCUGCUGCUGCUCCCUUGCUGCUGCGCUGGACCCCCGGGGGAAAGCAGAACUUCUUGCGCUGCUGCAGGAAGAAUCUUGCGGAAGAAGAGAAGAAAUGGAAAAAGUUAUUUCUUGCCGAGUUCAUCUUUGUCUCGCGAAGUCUUGGGAAGUUGUUUGCGCCUGUCACCGCCGGCGCGGCACGCUGGAGGCGCAGCUCUACGGCGCGCAGCUUCCCCAGGUGUAUAUUGCUGCAGCACGAAAGUGCUUCGAAGCAGCAGAUUUAAAAAGCUGCAGCUUCUCUCUUUCCAAGUGCAGCAGCUCCGUGGCUGCUGCGCUGCAGCUCGACGACCGCCUUCUCCGGAGCGCAGGGUACUUGCACGGGAGUGCUUCUGUGAACAGCAUUCGCCUGCGCUGGGCUGAGACUUGGCUCAAAGACAUGCAGCAAGCAGCAGCAAAGCUGCAGCAGUCGCUGCUGCUGCUGCUUGCUGCGGACCAAAAACACUCCCCCCUCUACUGGCAUGUCUUGGCCCUCAGCUGCUGCGCCGAGCUCGCGCAGCAGCAGCAGCAGCAGCAGCAACCGCAGCAGCAGCAGCAGCAGCAGCAGCAGCAGGACAGGGGCGAAAGAGCUGCAAAGAUCAAAAGGCAGCAGCUCCUGGGGGACCUCUCAGCUGCUGCAGUUGCUUUUCUGCAGCAGCAGCAAGCAGCAGCUGCAGCAGCAGCAGCAGCAGCAGCAAAGGAAUGCGAUGCUGAUGAUGAGACACAGACACCGGAAGCAGCAGCAAUGCAGUCAGCAGCAACUCGCCCCCCAACGCCCGCUGCAGCAACGCCGCUCUCACCUGCUGCAGCAGCAGCAGCAGAAGCAGCAGCAGCAGCAGCAGCAGCAGAGCCCCCAGCAGCAGCAGCAGCAGCAGCAAAUGAGAAAGUUCUCGAAGAUCUGCUUAAAUGCAUUUUGAAAACUUGGGAAGAAGGAGUUAAAGGAGAAAAGUUGUUUUUCGUUUUGCCGGAGGCCUUUGUUGAGUUUGCAGAACUUUUCAUGGAGAAGCAAAGAUGGAGAGACGCAAUUCAGUGGAUACAAGCUGUCCAAGCAGCAGCAGCAGCAGCAGCAGCAGCAGCAGAAACAGCGGCAGCACCAGAAGGAGAAGGAACCGCUGCAGCAGCAGAAGCAGGAGAAGGAGCCACUGCAGCAGCAGCCGCAGAAGAAGGAGCAGCCGCAGCAGCAACAACAACCACAGCAGCAGCAACAACUACAGCAGCAGCAGCAGCAGCAGCAGCAGCAGCAAACUGUGACGCGCUGCGCCGUUUGUCGCUGAGUCUCGCAUUUGCGUUUUGCCGCACAGGACAGCCGCGGAAGGCUUUGGAAGAACUAGAUAAAGACGAAGAGCAGCCAGAAGCAGCAGCAGCUGCUGCAGCAGCAGCAGCAGCAGCGGGAGGACCGGCAGCAGCAGCAGCAGCGGCAGCAGCAGAAGGACCGGCAACAGCAGCAGCAGCACCGACACCAUCAGCAGCAGCAGCACCGACAGCAGCCGCAGCAGCACCGACAGCAGCAGCAGCAGCAGCAGCAACAGCAGCACCGACAGCAGCAGCAGCAGCAGCAGCAGCAGCAGCGCAUGCAAAGGACCUGGCGCCCCCACCCGAAGUCGCGGUGGAGUGUUUGCUGCUGCUCAUUGCUGCUGUCACUGCAGCAGAACCUGCAGCAAACCUCCCCGCAGCAGCAGCAGCAGCAGCAGCAGCAGCAGCAGCAGAAGGGGGGGGCCCCUUGGGGGCCCCCGGGGUUCAGAACUUUCGAGUGGAUUUAAUAAAAAGGGCCCUCAAUAUAUCUCUGAAGCAGCAAAGAGGAGGGGCCCCCAAAGAGUUCCCUUUGGGGGCCCCCCUGGGGGGCCCCCCUGCUGCUGCUGCUGCUCCUGCUGCUGCUGCUGGCAGCAACUUUCAGCUGUUAUAUUUGUGCGGCUUUUUGCUGCAGCAAAGCCAAAAGGCCAAUUGCCAGCGGCUGGCGGCUCUGCGGCUCUCUCGACUGCUGAGCCGCAGGCUGCAGAAUACGUCCAUACCUUUUGAAGCUGGCCGGGCCUUUCAAGAGGGCAGCAGCAGCUCUUCGUCUUCGUUUCAAUUUGAUUUAUUUUUGACAUCAAGGGUUUUGCUGCAGCAGCAAACAAGGGGCCCCCCGGGGGGCCCCCUCGAGGGGCCCCCAAGGGCCUCCGUGGGAAGCCCCGCAGCUGAGCCUCUUGAAGCAGCCCCGGAGGGCCCCCAAAAAGGGUACUUGUGGGGCCCCACACUUAGCAGCAGCAGCAGCAGCCGCAGCAGCAGCAGCAGCAGCAGCAGCCAAAGGGGCCCCCUAGAGGGGCCCCCAGGGAGGCCCCCAGUUGCUGUGCCUGUGGCAGCUGCUGCUGCAGCUCUGGAGCGGCUGCAGAUGCAUUUGAGAAGUCGGGAAGUGAAAACGAAAGCAACAGACAAUCUGCUGCGGCUCUCCUUCUUGCUGCAGUUCGAAGCCGUCUGCAUGCUGGCCCUUGAAGGGCCUUCCCAGCAGCAGCAGCAGCAGCAGCAGCAGCGGCAGCAGCAGCAGCAGCAGCAGCAGCAGCAGGAAGGGGAGGUGGAGAAUGAAGAAGACGGAGUGCAGGAAAAAAGAAAAGAAAAAAGAAAAUGCGCAAAAGAGUUGGCGGAAAAGGCGUUUGCAGAAAACCUGCUGGGACUCGUGGGGUAUGAAAUGCUGUUUGCAACAGCCCUGGAAACUGCAGAAGAAGAACUGACCUCUUGGGUGGCUCUGCAGGUUUUGGGUGUACUGACAGCUCGAGAGGCAAAAGACCUUCAGUUCUUCGCCGCAGGCUUCCGGUGA